Molecule: messenger RNA, 3779 nt
Organism: Clupea harengus (Atlantic herring)
Lineage: Eukaryota; Metazoa; Chordata; Actinopteri; Clupeiformes; Clupeidae
Gene: plppr3a
Product: phospholipid phosphatase related 3a
Biological process (GO): phospholipid dephosphorylation; phospholipid metabolic process; signal transduction
Cellular component (GO): plasma membrane
Molecular function (GO): phosphatidate phosphatase activity
Source: RefSeq, a predicted model, not a curated record
ACUCGGUGGCUGCGCUCCUUAAAUUGUAUGGUAUGACUCUCUCCAUCAUUUAAGUGCGAAAACCUAACUCCUCGAGUGAAAGUGCAUACAUUUUCAUUCACCUCGUUAGUUAUUGGCAGGUGAGGUGGUGGGUUGGAGUGGAUUCCCUGGACCCUUGAAUGUCUGGUAGGGCAGGCUACACGCUGAAUGCUGACGGAUCUACGUUACUACACUUUCGGUGUAGGGAACUGUCUCGGAUCUCCCCUGUUUUCCUUUACAGAAAAAAAAAUCAAGUUGUUGAGACUCCUGAACACAUACGAAAUUUGUGUUCGCUGGUUGAGGGCUUCACGAGACUAGAAGUGUGUGAAAUGGAUUAGAUCUCACAGAGCAAAGCUGGAGCACCAAAGAAGAUCGAAAAAACGGAGACGGGGUCGAAAGGACUCAUUGAGUUCACAUAGCCAACGAGAAAAAGGUUUGUCUCGCCCCGCCUCCAGAAUGAUGUCACCAAAAGACAAACCUAAGAAGAAACCACCCAAAGACAGUAUGACAUUGCUGCCUUGUUUCUAUUUUGUUGAGCUGCCCAUUGUGGCCUCCUCCAUGAUCUCGCUGUAUUUCCUGGAGCUGACUGAUGUCCUCCAGCCGGCCAAGGUGGGCUUCCGCUGUCACGACCGCUCGCUCAGCAUGCCGUACAUCGAGACAGGUGACGAGCUCAUCCCCCUGCUCAUGCUGCUCAGCCUGGCCUUCGCCGGGCCCGCUGCCUCAAUUAUGAUCGGGGAGGCUCUGAUGUACUGCAUGCAGUCUCAUCUGAAGAAUCGGCGCAGCUGUGAGAGCAGUAUCAAUGCUGGUGGCUGCAACUUCAACUCAUUCCUGCGCAGAACCGUGCGCUUCGUGGGAGUGCAUGUGUUUGGGCUCUGUGCCACAGCCCUGGUGACCGACGUCAUCCAGCUUGCCACUGGCUAUCACACCCCCUUCUUCCUGACCGUGUGCAAGCCCAACUACACCUCUCCGGGAGUCGCCUGUGAGAAGAACCCCUAUGUCACCUCAGACAUCUGCUCAGGGAGAGACCAGUAUGCCAUCCUGUCUGCCAGGAAGACUUUCCCCUCACAACACGCCACUCUCUCUGGCUUCGCAGCUGUCUACAUAUCGAUGUACUUCAACUCCACCAUCUCCGACAGCACUAAGCUGCUGAAGCCCGUGCUGGUGUUUGCGUUUGCCAUCGCUGGAGCCCUGGCCAGCCUGACCCAGAUCACCCAGUACCGCAGCCACCCCAUCGACGUCUACGUGGGCUUCAUCAUCGGAGCUGGCGUCGCCGUAUACCUGGCACUCUAUGCUGUGGGCAAUUUCAAGUCCUCAGAGGACUUCCCUCCCCGGCCCAUCAAGCAUCUCCAGCCUGCACAGAAGGACGCCCUGCGCGCUCUCACCCAGCGGGGCCAUGACUCCGUCUACCAGAAGGCCAUCGCCUCUGAGAGCAAUGACGAGCUGGUUGGCCCGCCCCACGUGGCCGGCCUGAACCGCAAGGUCCGCCGGGAGAAGGCCUCCCUGAGCAGCCUGAAGAGAGCCAGUGCGGACGUGGAGCUCCUGGCACCCCGCAGCCCCAUGGGCAAGGAGACCAUGGUGACGUUCAGCAACACGCUGCCGCGCGCCGCCACCAACGCGGCGGAGGAGCUCAGCAAUGGCGGCUGCAGCACGACCCAGCGCCACAUGACCUUCCACGUGCCCAUGGACCCACAGCGCUCCAAGCAGCUGGUGUCGGAGUGGAGGCGGAAAUCCAUCGAGAUGAGGAGCCUGAGCCCGAAGGACGAAGAGCAGGACGAAAUCGCAGAGGGGGCCUCAGGGGGAGAGGCCGAGACCACAGCAGCCGUGGGAGGAGGAGGAGGAGGAGGGGGCAAAGAGUUGGGGGCUUCCUCACACUCGACCCUCUACCCCACGGUGCAGGCAGCUAACCGGGGUACACCGCCGGGGCCGGCACGCGUGGUGCUCCCACCCCGGCCGCCCGGAGCCCCCCCAUUGGUGCACAUCCCCGAGGAGGCAUUGCGUCCCCCGCCGGUCUCCCCGAAGAGCGCGACCACCCGCGCCAAGUGGCUGUCGAUGUCCAUGACGGAGAAGGGCGCCAUUCCAGCAGCCACGCCCGAGCCCCCCCGCCUGCCCGCCCAGCCGCGCGUGGUGCAGGUGAUGGCCAUGUCCAAGCAGCUCGGGGCCCUCAGCGUUACAUCGAAGUCCUCGGACGCGGGAGGCGUCGGGGGCGGGGGCUCGUCCUGCGCCACUUCCUCCACGGGCUCCGAGUCGCCCUACUACCGCAUCCCUUCCGACCGGGACAGCGCCAGCAUCGUCACCAUCGACGCCCACGCCCCACACCACCCCGUGGUGCGCCUGUCCUCGGGCAACGGCAACCCCUGGGACUGGAUGAGCGCGACCAACGGCGGAGGUGCCUCCGAGACGCAGGAGGUGGGCGGCGGCGCAGACGGCACCAAGUCGCUCCACAGGCAGGACAGCGUCAGCGUGCGCGACUACAGGCACAUCAAGGCUGACUCGGUGGGCUCCUCCGCCAGCGACUCCAGCUGGGAGCCCCCGCUGCCCCCGCCACCUCACCCAGACCUGGUGCUGGACAGCAGCCACUCCCGCACCCACAGCCUGAGCCGCCACUCGCCCCUCCUCCGCAAGCCCUCCAUGUCAUCCAGGGACUGGGACCCCCAGCUGCAGCCCCCUCAGAUGGAGCCUGACCACUUCUUUAAGAACAUACAGACCGCCAGUUUAAACCGACGGUUUAAGGAGUGACCGCCACAGGAUUAGGGACACUGGCCACAUGGGCAACCUAACUGUGUAGGACUUUAGCCUGUAAUGAUGAUAUUUUUAUCUCAGGAGAGAGCUCAUCCCAACUUGGGCAUCUCCUUUACUGAGCAUCUGGACAGAUUCUACUGCAAGCCCAGCAGGUUUUAACGAUAACCACUGAACAAUCGAUUCUGUUUACACAAUCUGUAUGAACAUUUGAUGGAGAAAUUGACAUUGGCAUCCCAAGCAGAUUAUCGCGCACUAUGAAAAUUGUCCUUAAAAUAAAUAAAUUACUCUUGUACAGAUUUUAAUGUUGACAUUAUUUACAUUGUCAUAUUUGGCUGAAAUACUGUACUACAAUGUGGGAACAGGAAUGACUUAAUAGGCCUGCCUGUGUCCGUGUCUCAGUAGAGAUGAUUUAUAAAUAGACUGACACAAAACUCCUCAUCUCUCCACUGUACAUGACUAUUUAAACACUCUUCGAUGAAUCGAUUGCCUUUUUUGUGGGAAGGAGAACUUUUGUUAUGUACCAAAUGUACCCUUUUUCUAUAACUGUGGAGUGGUGUUUGUGUGCUGCAUGUGUAUGUAUUUAAAUGUCUGCUUUGGGAGUUUUGUUCUGAAAGGACUGGUGUUGGAAUGUCUUUUCUAAAAUGCUUUCUUAUUGCAUUCUGAAUUCCACUGGUGAUAUGAAUGGAAAACAUUUUGUAUUUUUUAUUCUCUCAGACCACUGACAGACUUUUCUCUCAUUUUGACUUCUCUCGGUUUAAGUUCUGAGCCCAACUUCAGGUUCUCUACAACAACAAAAAACACUGGGAACUAUUACUGUUUGGGUUCUGAUAUGCCAUCCACCUAAUCCCUGAUCUCCGAUUAUUCAAGAUUGAGUUCAAGUACCAUUGCCAGUUAUGUACAGUACUGUAUCUAUUUCUUUUCCAUUUCGUUUUUUUCUAUGUUUUGAUUUUCAAAACACUUGUGUCAUUGGUGUCAUAGUAUCAUAGUGAUAUUUCAGUUUAAUAAAAAAAGAUUGAAAUCUA